CUAAAUUCUCGCGCGCAAUUGUGCGGCGCAAUCGAUGCAUCGACUGCUUCGUCUGCUGCGACGUUGUUAAAAUGUGAAACUACGGGGUCCACGAUUCCGUGUGAACAGCCAUAGCGAAAUAAAAAAUGGCGGCGAACAGCGAAGUGCCGGUGGACAUCAGCGAGAGUAGCGUACUUGUCAGCGAUCACACGACACUUAAGAUGGAAACCAUGGAAGUAGCUGAGCCGGCGGUGCCAUCGGGAAAGGAUGCAGCGACGCCAAACGACAAGGAGGCAGUGUCGGUAGAUGACAUGACCUCGCGAGACUACUACUUCGACUCGUACGCACACUUUGGCAUUCACGAAGAGAUGCUGAAGGAUGAGAUAAGGACGGUGACGUACAGAAACAGUAUGUACCACAACAAGCACCUGUUCAAGGGUAAAACGGUGCUGGACAUAGGCUGCGGCACAGGGAUCCUGUCGAUGUUCGCUGCCAAGGCAGGGGCGGCUCGUGUCAUCGGAAUCGAGUGCUCGAACAUAGUCGAGUACGCGAAGAAGAUCGUUGAGGCGAACCAGCUCUCGAAUGUGAUAACGAUCCUGAAGGGGAAGGUGGAGGAGGUGACUCUGCCGGACGGCAUUGAGAAGGUAGACAUAAUAAUCUCCGAAUGGAUGGGCUACUGCUUGUUCUACGAAUCGAUGCUGGACACGGUCCUGUUCGCCAGAGAUAAGUGGCUGUGCGAAGACGGAAUGCUGUUUCCUGACAAGGCGACGCUUUUCAUAUGCGGUAUCGAGGACCGUCAGUACAAAGACGAGAAGAUAAACUGGUGGGACGACGUCUACGGCUUUGACAUGAGUAGCAUCAGGAAGGUGGCGAUAAGCGAGCCGUUGGUCGACGUCGUCGACCCAAAACAGGUCGUGACGAACGCUUGCCUGAUAAAGGAGGUCGACCUGUACACAGUUACCAAGGCGGACCUGGAUUUCACAUCGCCGUUCAAUCUUCAGGUCAGGAGGAACGACUACGUCCAGGCUCUGGUCACAUUCUUCAACAUAGAAUUCACCAAGUGCCACAAACGCAUAGGAUUCAGUACGGCGCCUGAGGCGCAGUACACGCACUGGAAACAGACUGUAUUUUACUUUGACGAUUACAUGACUGUGAAAAAAGGGGAGGAGAUAUAUGGAGUAUUCUCAAUGAAGCCCAACGCGAGAAAUAAUCGAGACCUCGACUUCAGCAUCGAACUAGACUUCAAGGGGGAAUUGUGCGAGGUGCAUGAAACCAACACGUACCGCAUGCGCUGAUCCACAAAUGGCGAAUAAAGAGAAAAUAUGAAAAUUGAUCUAGCUACUUCCGCAUUCUCUAUUAGAUAUUAAGCCCAACAAUCGGCCAAUUCUCGUGGCUCACUCAGCCGUGCCACUCUGGUCCGAUAACGACAAAAAUUAUGACCUGACCCGAGCCGCGGGUCAAAAGGAGAAGCUUGGAUGUUCGCGAUAAUCCGUUGUGGAAAAAUGGGAUUCCAUUUUUAUUUAGGAAAAACUAGAAGAAAUAAAAAUUAUAAAAUUA
This is a messenger RNA of Diprion similis, 1536 nucleotides long. It is a transcript of the gene Art1, whose product is annotated as protein arginine N-methyltransferase 1. Gene Ontology annotation, biological process: peptidyl-arginine methylation. Gene Ontology annotation, molecular function: protein-arginine N-methyltransferase activity. Bases 126 to 1274 code for a protein of 382 amino acids. NCBI's taxonomy places the organism in Eukaryota, Metazoa, Arthropoda, Insecta, Hymenoptera, Diprionidae. The transcript has 2 exons. The record is from RefSeq and is a predicted model, not a curated record. Gene Ontology annotation, cellular component: nucleus.